AUGGAGACUACCACGCCGCGCACGCCCGAGGAAAUCUCGAUGUUUGGCGAUGUCCUCGAACUCCUCCAUCACCCGAGAAGGCGAGAUGUACGGACACAGGCACUGCAUGCAUGCGUCCAAUGCAGCAGCGAGGCCUCAUUUCUGUCUUUCUUGAAGUCGCUUCUUCCUAACCACAGUGGUGCAGGCGAGGCGGAGAAGCGCGAGGUCUCAAGCCCUACGGACGACGACAAGGACAGACGACAGGGAAAAGAAGCACUCCAUCCCCGAAAAGACCUAGACCGGUUCCUUCGUUCUCUUAUUCGGACUCUAGGACAAGAAGAAGAUGGCGCCUCGGCCGCCGCAGUGGAGGUAUUAAUUAACCUCUCUGCUGACGAAGUCCUUGCGGACUACAUGGUGAAGCGCGAACUGCACAUCGUGAACGUGGUCGUGGAUAAUCUGGAAGAACAGACGAAAAACGAAGCGCCUCGGCAUGCAAACAUCUCGCUCAUGCUGCUGAGCAACCUGACUCGAAAAGAAGAAGCCGGCCGGGCUCUUCUCGAGGCGAAGCAUGGCGUUCCAGGAUUCAAUCUCGUUCGCCUUAUCAGGGUGUUGGACGCCGCUGCCCGGUCCCCUGCACGUCGACUCCCCAACGACAAAUACUGGCAGGAGGAAGGCUACUUCAUUCUCUCUAUUUUGCAGAACAUUUCGUCUUUGAAAGAAGGAACCGCGACACUCUCUGGGGUUCUCUUGCCUCAGCUGAAUUCUCUCCUUUCUCUUCUUCCUCUCCUCCCGCCCCACUGCCACUCGCCGCUCCUGCGCCUGUGCCUGAACCUCUGCUUGGACAAGAGCAUCCACCCCGCAAUUUGCCGAUUCCCGCCCCCGUCCUUUUCUUCUUCCGUGGCUGCGAAAUGCGGCGAGUCACGCUGCGACGAGCAGCCGGGAACUCCGGCGCAGCUCAGCCCAAACGGAGAAUCCGUCCCCGCCUCGCCCACCUCGACUCGAGAUUCGCUUGCUCCAGGAGACUCGCCGAUGAGCUCGCCUUCCUCUGCUGUCUCUCAGUUGGAUGCGUCUUUCGCUGAGGCCGCGGGCCAGGCGACGCGCCAGCCUCAUGCAGCUCCUGCGAGAUCUGACCAAGACGCCCCAUGGCAGGGGACGCGAGAGAGUGGAGAGGACAAUAUUCCUUGUUCUCUUCUCAUCGCACUCGCCUCCUUCCUCUAUCCGCCGCCUGGGCCGAAGAGGGGCUUCGUGGGGGAAGACAAAAUGGCCGAGAAAACUGCUCAGAGGAAACACACGGAGGUGGGGAACAAACCCGCUGCAGGGGCGAGCGAUUCGGCGCAGAGCCAGAGGGACGCGAAAGCAAAGAUAGAAGAAACGGAAGGUCUCGAGAAGGGAGAAGCGGGAGAGAACACUGGAAAGACGUCAGGAAGCGCCGCUCAUGCAGACGCAGAAGUCGCGAGGCUACGAUUUCUGCAUCCUGUCGUCUCGCGAAACGCCUACGGCCCUGCAGGCAGCGCCCUGAGCCGCAAGUUGAUCGUUGAUUGCUUCUCCGCUCUCGCUCUGACUGAAACAGGAAGGACCAGCAUGCGUGAAAGCGGCAUCUACGAAGUCCUGAGAUGUGUGCACCUUGACGAAAAGAACUCACCCGUCAGAGAAGAGAUCGAGAAUAUGGUGCACGUCCUGGUUUACUCUGAGGAGGAGUUGAAGCAGCAGGACGAAGAUCUUGCGCGGUCUGUUCAGAGAGAGCCUUCAGGGAAAACGCCGAAGCCCGCUGUAGCGGAUAUGACAGGUUGA
Neospora caninum is the source of this 1770-nucleotide messenger RNA. RefSeq lists its product as hypothetical. Bases 1 to 1770 code for a protein of 589 amino acids. The transcript is spliced from 8 exons. The record is from RefSeq and is a predicted model, not a curated record. NCBI's taxonomy places the organism in Eukaryota, Apicomplexa, Conoidasida, Eucoccidiorida, Sarcocystidae.